Colossoma macropomum (tambaqui) is the source of this 1153-nucleotide messenger RNA. RefSeq names its product V-set and immunoglobulin domain-containing protein 1-like. The coding region runs from base 137 to 1153 and encodes 338 amino acids. Lineage: Eukaryota; Metazoa; Chordata; Actinopteri; Characiformes; Serrasalmidae. The transcript has 7 exons. Gene Ontology annotation, cellular component: external side of plasma membrane. Gene Ontology annotation, biological process: T cell costimulation; cell surface receptor signaling pathway; cellular response to lipopolysaccharide. The record is from RefSeq and is a predicted model, not a curated record.
ACGGACAUUAGAGUGGGUUAGACUCCAGUGAAGAGCUGCUGAGAGAGCUGUGUACUCAGUGUGGUAUACAGGGCUAGUGUAGUGCUGGGUGUGGAGCUGUCAGUGUGCUGUGAACUCAGUUGUUUUACUAGUGAGGAUGUUGCUGACUUUUUAUCUUCUCUUCAUCGGGCUACACGUCUGUGAAGGCUGCACUCUGGAAAGUGAAGGAAAACCAUUAGAUAUCACAGCACGUACAGUAGAGUCAGUACUGUUGCCCUGCUACUGCACUGACCGCAUCCCAUCUGAUACAUUCACCUGGGAGAAACAGAACACAAAGAGCAACAAGUGGGAAGUGGUGUCCAGUGAGAGUGGUCAGUACAGAAACAGAGUUCAGCUGGUUAAUGGUCACUCUCCAGGAAAUCUCUCUCUACUCAUAUCAAACCUGACUGAAGAGGAUGGAGGAGAUUACAGGUGUGAAGUUAAAGGGAGUGGAUACACAGACAUCAGACUCACUGUUAAAGGUUGCAAUCUCGAAAAGAUUGAAACAACCCAGACUGCCACAGCACAUACAGAAGAGUCAGCACUGCUUUCCUGCUACUGCACUGACCUACUCACCAAACCUGAGAGAUUCACCUGGAAGAAACUCAACACGAGCACAGACAUAUAUGAAGAGAUAUCCAGUGAGAGUGGUCAGUACAGAAACAGAGUUCAGCUGGUUAAUGGUCACUCUCCAGGAAAUCUCUCUCUACUCAUAUCACACCUGACUGAAGAGGAUGCAGGCUAUUACCUGUGUGAACUCACAGGAAGUAAACGCACAUACGUCAAACUCACUGUUGAAGGGGGCUCAACUAAAACCACAGUAUCUACUGCAAUCACAAAUUCCUUGCAAACGCCUAAUAGUACUGCGUCUCAAACUCCCAGUACGCAUUUCUCCAUUGUUAUUCCUGUUCUUCUCUUGCUGGGACUUCUCCUGCUGGGAGGAGUCGUCUACUGGAGAUACAGAGGACAGAGACGAGGAGAGACGGAGAGUGGAGUACAAAAAGGGGUGGAGGGAGAGCAGGAGACACAGGAUCAAGUAACAUACUCUACUGUAGCUCACAGUAACAAAACCAUCACACCCACUGCAAUUCAUACUGAAGAUAUGACUGAAUAUGCCUCCGUCAGAGUGAAUUAA